Molecule: messenger RNA, 4394 nt
Organism: Zonotrichia albicollis (white-throated sparrow)
Lineage: Eukaryota; Metazoa; Chordata; Aves; Passeriformes; Passerellidae
Source: RefSeq, a predicted model, not a curated record
CGGUCGCGCUACUCGCGGUCGUACGCGGACAGCCGGGCGCGGGAGAGCUCGGACUCGGAGGACGAGUACAGGAGGACACAUUCCAGGUCCAGCGACUCCCGGCGAACGUCCUCCCAUUCCUCCUCCUCCUACAGAGACUCGAGAUCCUCUUACUCCAAGUCGGACAGGGACAGCAAAGCGGAGUCGUCCCACGCCGACGUGGACAGGCGAGGGAGGUCGUCUUCGAAAGCGGAUCGAGAUUCCAAAAGGACUUCUGAAAGUGAAGUGUCCAAAAGGUGCUCUCCCCUCGGUGAACUGGGCUAUCGGAAGGGGACAUCCCAUUCCAAGCCCGACAGUAAUGUGAAUUCCUCCCGCUAUAAAUCCACCCCUUCCAAGGCCUCCGCACCAAAGCCUGAUAAAUUUAAGAGUUCUUUCUGUUGUACAGAAUCGAUUGAAGAAAUCAAGUCCAAGUCUAAUUCUCUAGAUUUAGAGACCUCUUGUGUAAAGAACAAUGAGAUCAGGGUGUCCAGUGUGAAAAAGUUGGAAAGGGAAAAGACACUUUCUCCGUUAAAUCAAUUCAGCGAUUCUCCCGCUUUGCCGAAGGCUGACGACUCCAAGGCGGGUUUGGCAAACUCUAAAUCCGAGGAACUUGCAGCAAAUGAAGGCCACGACAGUGUUAAGGAGCAAGAAACGUUCUUAAAGGCAAAGCACGAUCCCUUGGGAGCGUGUUUCCCCACGGAAUCGAGCGUGAACGGCUCCCCAGAGGGUCAGGACGAGGGUCCGGCACCCUCCAGUGCCUGCAGAGCAGAGGAUGAGCCCGGCCCGGGUCCGUCGGAAGCAUCGCCUGCCGUCAAGACCAGCCCGUCAUAUCCGUUGCCAUCCAAUGGGUUUGAGAGCAUGGACGUGUCCCAGGAGCAAGGGCUGGAUGAUUCCCGGGUGCAGUCCAGCGAGUGCAACAGCCUGUUCCUGUUCCCGGAGGCUCCGGAGCCGCAGCAGCCGGAGGGAGCCGCCCCUCUCCCUGCCCUGAAUGUAGAUGCCACUAACACUGUCCUUCAGAAGCUGGAUGAGGAGGUGGCUCCGUGUGACAAAACCAAAGAACCUGUUUUUUGCUACAUUUCCGACGAUGCCACCCCUGGUUUGUACCACUCGGAAGUGGAAAUCGAAGCGGAACCCGCGGAUUUGAAGGUGACAUCCGAGGCUUUCCUGGACGUGCAGGUGGAGCCGCAGACGGUGACGUGCGAUUACGAGAGCGCGGAGGAUUCCCAUUCCAAGGCUGCUGGGGAGGAUGAGCACGGCCAUCCUUCCCAUAAAAUCAGCCUGGCAGCAGAAAGCUCGAGCAGGGAUUCCUCCCAGGAUGGCUGUUCCCAGAGGCUCCACUCGGAUCCUCCCAUGCCGGAGGAAAGCGUCUCUUCCAAAUGGGACGUGCCCCCGCCGGGUGUGUGCCAGGAGCCGCUCCAGCAUUCGGAAGCUGAGGAGAUGCUGGAGUUGGAUGCUCAGCACGUUGAUGUUGGCUCAGCAAGAGGCAAGUCGUCUUUCCAGAAUGAACAUUCCUACUAUUCGGAAGUGCCGCUGGAGCGCCGCGGCAGAGAGGUCGUGGAAGAAAGCGCUGUUUCCACCGAGGGAGCUGAGCUGGAUGAGCUGAGGGUUCAAUGUCCCGGCGUAUCGGCCGAGAGGGAUGAGGGAAGCGAGCCCUUGGUGGCCUCGGCUUUUCCAGACGCUUUGUAUCCCUCCUCCGAUGUCAUUGUCACCGCAGAGGACACAGAGAUGGUGACCCAAGCCCCAACGUGCGACAGCAGCGGCAACGCCUCGGAAUUCAUUCCCGCUGGCCACGACGAUUAUUCCGACACGGGGGACAGUGACAGCGAGGGGGGCAGCGAGGACAGCGACACGGAGGACUCGGAUUCCGAUGAUGGGACGCCGCCGAAGAAGCUCCAGUCGGUCGUGGUGGUUCCCAAGAACUCCACCAUAGCCAUGGAGGAGAGCAGCCCGGGCUCCUCCCGCAGCAACCGGCGCUUCUCCGACCACUGGGAUGACGAGCGGCCCGAGCCCAGCAGGACCUACUAUGAGGAGAGGUCGGAAAAUCUGGGGAGUAAAGGUGGUCCCCACGUGGAGAGCAGGUGUUCUCCCAGAGGGAUGGAGAAGAGUCCGGCAACCUCCACGGAGCUGAGCAGGAAGGAGCCGGAGGAGCUGCGGGCGGAUCCGUGCCAGGCCCAGAGCUGCCGGACGUGGUGGCCACGGGGAGGCCCACGGGCCGGCCGGAGGAGCAGCCCUUGUGUGUCCCGGAGAGCUUGGAGAGCACCGACACAUCCCGGUGCCACAUGAGCUCCUCCAAGCCUGACAGUCGGCAGGGGCAGGGCGGGCUGAACCAGUCCGGCCUCGGAGACUUCUCCAGGCUGGAUGGUUUCCGUGCCCCGGAGGAGAUGGGUGCUGCGGGCUGGGACUUCUCCCAGACAGAGAAGCCCAGCAGCACCUACCAGCAGCCAGACAGCAGCUUUGGGAUGUACUCAGGCUACGUGUACCAGCCAGGACCAGGAGCCUAUCCCAGCUCCCAGAGCUACUGGCAAGGCAACGGUUACUGGGAUGCGAGGGCAGCCAGCAGAGGCUCCGUGGUCAGCUACGAACGCGGCCAAGGGCAGGUGCCCGAUUCCCUCACGGAAGACCACGAGGAGUAUGAAGAGGAUGAGCGUUGGGAUGAGGAGUGCAAGCCCCGCUUUCCCAGCCCCUCUGGAAAAUCCCAGGUGCCCGGGCAGAAGGAGAAGGGCUCGGUGCAGGCACACGAGAUCAGCAGCAAUUCCACCAAGGAGCCGGUGCCGGGCGGGGAGAAGAAGGACGAGGUGAAAGCUUUGGAGAAAAACGACGUGAAGGAACGAGGCCCACCAAAAAAGAGGCGUCCGGAGCUGGAGAGCGACUCGGAGAGCGAUGGGGACUCUGGGGAGAAGAGGAAGGGGAAGCUGGAGGGGGAGCAGGUGGAGGCGGCGCCGCAGGAUUCCUCCAUGGUGGGCAGGUUGUGCAUCAUGGACGACUUCAGGGACCCCCAGCGCUGGAAGGAGUUUGCCAAGCAGGGGAAGAUGCCCUGUUACUUCGACCUCAUCGAGGAGAACGUCUACUUGACAGAGAGGAAGAAGAACAAAUCUCACCGGGACAUCAAGCGGAUGCUGUGCGAGUGUCCCCCGCUGUCCAAGGAGGAGCGGGCGCAGGGCGAGGUGGCCUGUGGGGAGGAUUGCCUCAAUCGCCUGCUCAUGAUCGAGUGCAACACUUUUGUCCUGGAAUACUGUGGGGAGGUGCUGGAUCACAAGGAAUUCAAGGCUCGGGUGAAGGAAUAUGCCCGGAACAAGAACAUCCACUAUUAUUUCAUGGCCCUGAAGAAUGAUGAGAUCAUCGAUGCCACCCAGAAAGGGAACUGCUCCCGCUUCAUGAACCACAGCUGUGAGCCAAACUGUGAGACCCAAAAGUGGACUGUGAAUGGGCAGCUGAGGGUUGGGUUUUUCACCACCAAGCUGGUGCCGUCGGGCUCGGAGCUGACGUUUGAUUACCAAUUCCAGAGAUACGGGUGGAUGGGGAGCUGGAGGCGCUGCUGGAGAACGGGGAGGGGCUCUCUGAUAAAAACCAGGUGCUGAGCCUGUCGCGGCUCAUGGUGCGCAUCGAAACGCUGGAGCAGAAACUCACCUGCCUCAAGCUCAUCCAGGGCCAAGCAGGGCGGCGAGGGCGACGCGGACACCCCCAAGAAGUUGGUGUUCCGCCGGCUGAAGAUCAUCAGCGAGAACAGCAUGGACAGCGCCAUCUCGGACACCACCAGCGAGCUGGAAGGGAAGGAGGGCAAGGAGGACUUGGACCAGCUGGAGGCUGCCCCAAUGGAGGUGGCAGAGGAGCAGCAGCAGCAGCAGCAGCAGCAGCAGCAGGAGAUCAAAAGUGCUGUGGAGGCGCCGGUGGAGAGCAGCAAAGCCCAGCCUGCAGAGCUGGAGGCCGAGCCCGAGGCAGAGGUCAAGGAGAGCAAUGGGGCGAAGCUGGAGGAGCCCAUGGCCAUGGAGACACCGUCGCAGGAUGAGGAGGAAGGAGUUUCUGACGUGGAGAGCGAGAGGAGCCAGGAGCAGACGGAUAAAAUCGUGGAUGUGAGCGACUUGGCCACCAGGCUGCUCGACAGCUGGAAGGAGCUCAAGCUUCUCCGGGCAGCCAGAGCUGACCAAGGGGCUCCUUUUCUCCAACUCCGUGCGGAAGAAGGGAGAGGACAUAGCGCCAAGAGCCGGGAAGAUGGUUGGGAAGCUGGCUGAUGCAUGAGCAGUGUGAUAGGUGAAAGGAGGACAGAGGUGGUUAACUCGGGGAUGCCGACGUUAUUUUGGUGCGUCCAUUGCCGGCAAUGGACGUCGCUCCGGGGAAAUCCCAGCUCCUGGCCUGAGAGGAUUUAAGUGAGCUUGAUU